Electrophorus electricus (electric eel) is the source of this 4731-nucleotide messenger RNA. The record is from RefSeq and is a predicted model, not a curated record. NCBI's taxonomy places the organism in Eukaryota, Metazoa, Chordata, Actinopteri, Gymnotiformes, Gymnotidae.
GAGGAGCGCGCUGCCUGGGCGCCGCUCGCGCACUUUUGGGCUCCGCGUCGGCUCGGCCCGGCCGGGCGCGUGGCGACGGCUCCGUGCAGCCUGCUGGCGAAGUUUCGCUGGUGUAGUUCGGCCGCUUUGCCCCGGAGAGGGGCAGGACACGAAUGGAGCCGGCGUCACCUGGUGGAGAAGGCGCUCCCUCCUAGAAGACCCCCUUCCGAAGGGCUCGUCCCCGUAGGGUCAAAGUGCUUUCAGUGCAGCAAUAAAGCUGGAUACAGGAAACGGAGUCAUUAAUGACAGACUGUCCUGCAGGCUGUGGAACAUACAUGGAAUGCAAAGCUUCUCACUGAGAGAUGAUCCGCUGACAUCACAGCAGCUUCUGCCCUGGAAAGGAGCAGGUCAGCAGUCCAGUGUUACUGUCUGUUGGAUGACCAGGGAACAGAUCACAGCAAACAGAGGACUUCGCUUACUCAUUAGAAGAUACGAGGACACUCACUGAUACCAGCAUGUACGGCUUGUCAAAAAAUCCACAGGCCAUCAUUUGCGAGUCUGUGUGCAGGCGAAGACCUGCUGCAGUGCAGGAAUGGAGGAGAACUUUAUUCUGAGGAGCAAACAUGAGUUUGAGAAGCUCCUGGACCAGGCCACUGAGGAUUUGAGGAGCACUUUUAUAUCCAGGCACAAAAGGUUUGAUGAGUUCUUCUUGGAGCUCCUGGAAAACACAGAGCAUUCCCUGAAUGACAUGUUUGUCCGGACAUAUGGAAAACCCUACAUGCAAAAUGCUGAGGUCUUCCAAGGCCUGUUUGCUGAGCUCAGACGUUACUACACAGGUGGCAAUGUCAACCUGGGCGAGAUGCUCAAUGACUUCUGGACACGUCUGCUGGAACGCAUGUUCCAGCUGCUCAACUCGCAGUAUGUUCUCACUGAAGACUACCUGGAGUGCAUCAGCAAGUACAUGGAUGAGCUCAAGCCCUUUGGUGAGGUCCCGAAGAGGCUGAAGUCCCAGGUGACCCGGGCCUUUGUCACCGCGCGCACCUUCGUCCAGGGUCUCAUGGUCGGCCGGGAAGUAGCGAACAGAGUAUCCAAGGUCAGCAUGAGCCUAGUGUGUAUAAAAGCUGUCACCACACUGCUGUACUGUCCGUUCUGCAGUGGCCAGUUCACAGCCAAGCCCUGCAGGAACCACUGCCUGAGUGUCCUGAGGGGCUGUGUGGCCGGCCAGGCCGACCUGGACCCCGAGUGGAGACAGUACAUCGAUGCCAUGCUACUUCUGACAGAAAAGCUGGAGGGACCUUUCAACAUAGAGUCUGUGAUGGAGCCAAUCGAUGUGAAGAUCUCAGAGGCCAUCAUGAAUAUGCAAGAGAAAAGUGUGCAGCUCUCCUACCAAGUUUUCCAAGGAUGUGGCCAGCCCAAGCCCUCUGGAAUGAGCAGAUCUGCCCGCGGCGUCUCGGACGUUUUUAAUGCCCGCUUCAGACCCUACAGCGCCGAGGAGUUGCCCACGACCGCUGCUGGCACUAGCCUCAACCGUCUGGUGACUGACAUCAAAGAGAAGCUGAGGGAAUCCAAGCAGCUGUGGUCAGUGUUGCCUGAAGUCGUGUGUCAGGAGGAGCAUGUGGCUGCUGAGGGGUCAGAGGAGGCCGCCUGCUGGAAUGGGCAGGAGCACAGCGGAUCUGUCCCUAAAGUCCUGAAAGAUGAACUCACUGACCAAGUGAAUAUCCCAGAACCAGGGCUGGACAUCAGCAGACCGGAAUCUCUCAUAAGACAACAGGUCAUGGCUCUCAGAGUGAUGACCAACAAGUUAAAGAAUGCAUACAAUGGCAAUGACAUGUCCUUCCAAGACACAAGUGAUGAAAGUAGUGGUUCAGGCAGUGGCAGCGGUUGCAUAGAGUCGUGUGUCACAGGGCCCAACGUUCCCAUCACACACGUUCCUGUCGUGGAGCCGGACCGACGCGCCGAGCCGUCUUCCGCCCGGCGGCUCCCUCAGCCCUGCCUGCUGUUUGCUGUCCUCACAGUGCUGUACCUCUGCAGAUAGGACCACACGGGCAGGCUUCAACACCAACCGCCCCACGCCCGAGAGCGAAACAAGCCCCAGGCGUCCUCCUCCUCAAACAGGAACCGGCUGAAGGCCCGUAGUACGCAAGCAACUUUAAUGAGCAGUGAAUCUGAAGCUGUGCUUCACUCAUGCAGUGUAUUUACAACAUGUUUGUGUUUACAGUGUACGAUGUAAUCACUCACAAUCAUUAUCUCGUCAUCACAGUCACCUGAUUCUCCUCCUCGGUUCAACACGGGCUCGUGUCAUUUUAAAGGGAAAUGCCACAUAUAUGUAUAUAUACAUUACCAGUUAAAAGUUUGGACACAUAUACUCUUUGAUUAUUUUAGCAUUUUCUACAUUUUACAAAAUGAGUAAAGGUAUAAAACAAUGAAAUAACACAUAUGUGAUUAUGCUGUGUUAAAGAAAUAUUGUGAUUGUUUAAUAUCUACGUAUCCAGCCUUUACUUUGAUGACAACUCUGCAUGUACUUGUUGAUUGUGAACCAGCUUUAUAAGGCACAGAUGACAUCUCACAUUUGUGUACGUGAAACACUACAGCUCUGAAUGAAAACUAUUUGUUGAGGGGGUGUUUAAAAUGUAUUUAAAAUUUUAAUUGUAUUAUUAUUUUAUUUUAUUUAUAAAUAUAUAUUUUGUUUUGAAACUUAAUUCCUAUAUAGGUUAAUAACUUUCACUAUUAAAAGUUGUUUUAAAAAACAUUUAGGCCUAAAGCAUUAGAUUAUAAUGCCCCUAAUGAAAGCUUAACAUUCAGUCAGGUGUGUCCAAAUGUUUGACUGGUACCUCAAGCACAUUUUAAAUUGUGUUUUAAGAUGAUUUAUCAGGGCAUGUAAGUACCAUGGUACCAUUGUUAAUUGGUUACUUAGUUAAUUGGUUAAUUGGUUAAUUCUUCCAAGCGUCUGAAUUUGGCUGCUUUUUGUUUUUUUCUGUCUGAGUAACCCACACAGCUCUAGUGGUGCAGAGGAGGGACUCUGUUCAUUCUGUAAGUGAGUUGAUGGAGGUUUGAACCUUGUGAGUGUGUGUUUGUUGGUAUGGUGCUGGACUAAAGGGCAGGGUAGUGGCAGGCUGCCCAGGCGGCCGUGCCAGCAAGGAGGCCUCAUCUACCUGCACUUUUGCACAGUACUUCAUUCAACCCUUUUUGAAGUGUUUCUGAUGUCAUUAUUUGGGUCAGUGUAAACCUCAACACACAAAAAAACAUGGUUAGGCUGGCAACUACAAAAAAUGAAUCUUCUCAAUUUGUUGCAUGUUUUGAAGCCUUUAUACCUACAAAUUGCACUAUUUAUGUACCAAGGAAGCCAUUAGAUUUUCCUCUACAAUAAUUUGUAUCUUCUGCAGAGUUCUUCAGUGUACUUACCUUAUCAGAGGUUGCGGUUAGAAUACUCAGCCUGCUACAGAAGUGCUCUCACACUCUCUCUCUUUCUCUCUCUCUCUCUCACUCCCUCACUCUCUCUCUAUCCUUGUGUGUGUGCUGGGUAGAAGAGCUCACUCACAAUGAUCAGGGAAACAUGGUGGGAGUAGAGUGUUUAUCUCUCAGAGCCAUAAUUAUACUGUCAAGUCGAAAAUGGUUGUAGGGGAAUUUGUUGUAAUAGUAGACAUAAAAAUCUAGGAUUUACUUUUCCCUUUGAGACACAUCUCUGUACUCAGUACAUACACUAACCCUCAGGCCUACAGUAUCUGUUAAUAAUGCUGUGGUACAGAAGGAACUAGCAUUGUGGAGCUACACCCACAUUAUCACAUGCUGUCAUAAUGUAUUGCUUUUGUUAAUCUGUAACACAUAUGUGAAGGGAUCAAAUAUAUCUGAAGCAAGAAUAUUCUCAUACGUGGACCAAAAGCUGGACAAAAAUCAUGUCACCUGGACAUCAGAAGAUUAAAGAGUCUAUAUUAUACUUCACAAAACUUCAAAUACAAUUUUCUCCUUCAUUAUUUUCUUUUAGCAAAUGCCACAGUUGAGUAUGUCUGCUGAACAUUUAAAAAGUUUAGUCUUAUUGAAAAUGGUGUUAAACUUGCCCGCAAAACGAUACUUGAGUAAACGUAAAAUAUUUACUUGUGUAAGAGUAAAAUGUAAAGUGUUGUCGUGUUCUCUCCAGACUCCAGGACUGUGGAGGGGGAUGGUUGCUUCAUUCACUGCUCGUCUGUGCUCUGAAUAUCUGCCUGUGCAGAGCAGCGCUGCAAUAACACCCAACCACACAGCAGCUCCAACGUUAGGACUGACUGACGGACGUUUAUGUGGUUCUGUAUGUUAUAAAUGCUUCAUGAUGUCUGAGUGACUCCUGCAGAAUGGAAAGACACGAUGAGCUCAUACUCCCCUGCUCAAACCUUCCAAAACAAAAUCUGAUAUAUAAUAAACCUGAUAUAUAAUAAAUCCAAUAUACAAUCAACCUGAUAUAUAAUAAACAUGAUAUAUAAUAAAUAUUUUUCUGACCUUUCAUAUGUACAGUAGACCCUUAAAACAUUGUUUUAACUUUAGUAUUAUGUGAAUAUAAAUGAUCUUUUUUAUGUUGUGGAGGAAAGUAAACCAAUGUCUCUGCUGGACGUUACUUAAUACCACAAUGUUAAAGCAAAAGGGUCAUUUUAUUAUAUCUUCUAAGUGCAGUUAUAGUUCUAUAGAUUAUGAUAAAGUGGCGAAGACUUUUCUGGAUUGAAUAUAGAAAUGUAUUUAAUUACUCAUGCUGCUCUCAUUCUGAGAUUAAAAUACAAUAAUAAU